Molecule: messenger RNA, 925 nt
Organism: Linum tenue
Lineage: Eukaryota; Viridiplantae; Streptophyta; Magnoliopsida; Malpighiales; Linaceae
Source: the annotation of a GenBank genome assembly
AUAAAUUUGAUCAUCCUUCCUCGCCAUCGUCUCUUGCUAUCCAACCUUUCCCUCGGACUGCAGGCGGAAAAGCGCUCCACAGCUACCUUAGCCUACUCACUUUCGUUUCUCCUCGCAGCCAUGUCUAAGCGUAAGGUUAGAGAGGUGAAGGAGGAGCCUGCUAGCCUCGGACCUGCAGUGAAGGAUGGAGAGGUUGUUUUUGGCACUGCUCACAUUUUCGCAUCAUUCAAUGACACCUUCAUUCACGUGACUGAUCUCUCUGGAAGAGAAACUUUGGUUCGCAUUACUGGUGGUAUGAAGGUGAAAGCCGAUAGGGAUGAGUCAUCUCCUUAUGCUGCUAUGCUUGCAGCACAGGAUGUUGCUCAACGAUGCAAGCUAAUACACAUUGCAAAACAGGAGCUUGGCAUCAAUGCUCUUCAUAUAAAGCUCAGAGCUACAGGAGGAAACAAGACCAAGACUCCUGGCCCUGGUGCUCAGUCAGCACUUCGGGCUCUUGCACGUUCUGGCAUGAAAAUUGGUCGUAUCGAGGAUGUGACUCCGAUCCCCACGGAUAGCACUCGCAGAAAGGGAGGCAGGAGGGGUAGGAGGCUGUGAAUCGUCACUUGCUCUUUUCAUCUUUAUGUGGUUGUCCCUUUUGUGUGGUAGUGUUUUGGUGUUGGAUCUUUCUUUGCGGUUCAAAAUGUUUAGUUGCAAACAUUUUAUUAUCCAAUUUUGUUGUUUGAAGUGUCCUUGUUCUCGACUUUCACAGAACAAUCUUGUUAUCCAUGCUUAAGCAGAUUAGCUUAUAGUGGGUUUACAACCAGAUUGAUGGCCUAGUUGACUUGUUGCAUAUUAGUUUUGGUUUUACUUAACACGUGGAGUUGGUGCGCGGCUUGUUCAAUGGUGAAUGAUCCAUGAUUCUGAAAAGUCAGAUUUAGUACGAUGU